AUGGGGAUCCCUAAAUUCUUUCGAUUCAUGUCGGAGCGGUACCCGCUGAUCAGUCAGCUGGUGGAGGAGAACAAGAUUCCAGAGUUUGAUAAUCUCUACCUCGACAUGAAUGGCAUCAUCCACGCUUGCUCUCACCCAAACGACGGCGACGCUCACUUUCGAAUAACGGAAGCGGAUAUAUUCUUGGCCGUCUUUUCCUACAUUGAGCAUAUAUUUGCAAAGAUUAAACCUCGACAGCUCUUCUUCCUCGCCAUCGAUGGCGUAGCACCCAGAGCAAAGAUGAAUCAGCAGCGCAGCAGGAGGUUCAGAACGGCAAAGGAGACAAAGGAGAUUCGAGAUCGAGCGAUUGCCAAGGGCGAAGAGUUGCCGGAGCAAGAGGCGUUCGAUAGCAACUGCAUCACACCAGGCACACCAUUCAUGGCCAGGCUGUCCGAACAGCUCAAAUACUUUUUGGCCAAAAAGGUGACGGAAGACGCUUCGUGGAGGGCCGUGCAGAUCGUCCUGUCUGGUCACGAGACGCCGGGGGAGGGUGAGCACAAGGUGAUGGAGUACAUUCGCUUGGCUAAAGCGCAGCCGGACUACAACCCGAAUGUUAGGCACUGCCUGUACGGAUUGGAUGCGGACCUCAUCAUGCUCGGUCUGCUCAGCCACGACCCGCACUUUGCGCUGCUCAGAGAGGAGGUCAACUUUGGGCCACAGAGAAAGAAGCGGAGUGGGUGAGUGACGUGGCUCGGCCGCUUGUAUGCGCGCGCGCCUGCUCGCUCUCUCUCACACACGCGCACGCACGCAUCUACAAUGUCGACUCUUUCCAUUCGCACAGACUCGAAUCUCAAAACUUUUAUCUGCUUCAUCUGUCUCUCUUUCGAGAAUACUUGGAUCUGGAGUUUCAGGAUUUGCGCUCCUCGCUUCCCUUUCCUUAUUCCCUCGAGCGCAUCAUCGACGAUUUCAUCCUGCUCAACAUAUUCGUCGGCAACGACUUUUUGCCCCACUUGCCCGGAUUGCACAUCAACGAGGGUGCGCUACCGAUGCUGUUCCGCAUCUACAAGAGCGUCUUGCCUGCUGCUGGUGGAUACCUGAAUGAGGACGGCGUGCUGCAAGUAGCCAGGUUGCAGCUCGUCCUCGCCCAACUGUCAAAGCUCGAGGUGGAGCAAUUCAAGGCGGAAUUUGCAGAUAGCAGCUGGUACGAAGGCAAGCAAGGCCCUUCUGAAAAGGAACGCAAAAAGAGAGCGCAGGCGAGCGGCAAGGGCAAGUUGGUGCUCACGCCAUCUCAAAAGGCUUUGUACGAGCAGGUCAAGCGAUUCGUCCUAGCUCAGCGCGCCGAUCCCGUCGGCGCACCUGCGGAUCUCUUCCUGACCAACACGAUGCCCGUUGCCGAUCAGACUUUCCUCAAGGGUCUUUGCAAGAAUCUAGGCUUCAGCUUGAGCUUCGACGAGUACGAUCCGGAUGCUGAUGCUCCCGCUACGGCCGUUUCGAGCGAUCUGGAUGAGCAGACUGCUUUGGUGCUUGCACAGGACAAGAUUGCGGCUGCCCGAUUCGCGAGCGCCGGCGAUCAGGUACUCUCAAAGUACGACAAGGCUCAGGUCAUCAAGGAGGAGACGAAUGGUCACAAGGCAGAGGAGGAGGAAGAGGAGGAGGAGGAGGAGGAGGAGGAUGAGGAUGCGGCAGAGGCGAGAAUGAUUGAGGAAAAGAUGCUGCAGUGGAAGAAGGACUACUACCACGACAAGUUGCACAUCGACUUCAACGACAAGGAUGCAAUGAGGCUGCUGGCGUACAAGUACGUGGAAGGCUUGCAGUGGGUCCUGCACUACUACUACGAUGGCGUGGCUUCUUGGGGAUGGUUCUACCCCUACCAUUACGCGCCCAAGAUAUCAGACCUGCUGCCAGUCUUUGACAUGAAGUUUGAAUUUGAGCUGGGCAAGCCUUUUCGACCGUUCGACCAGCUCAUGGGCGUCUUGCCAGCUCUCAGCAGGCAACACAUUCCGCCUGCUUUCCGGGACCUCAUGACCGAUCCCACAUCUUCCAUCAUCGACUUCUACCCGCCCGAUUUCGAGGCGGACAUGAAUGGUAAGAAACAAGAUUGGGAAGCGGUCGUCAAGAUCCCUUUCAUCGACGAGAAGCGUCUGCUCGCUGCGUUGGACAAGAGAGAGGGUCUGCUGACGGCGGAUGAAAAGCAGCGGAAUUCCUUUGGAGAGUCGACGCGUUUGACGUUCGACGAGCAAAAUGAGCGCUUCUUUGCUAGCUCUCUGCCCGGCGUUUUCCCCGACCUGCCUCAUUCCCGCGCCAAGGUGGAGACGUUUCACCUGCCUACUCUGGAUGGAUUGCAUCUUGUCAGAGGUCUCUGCGAUGGCGUAGAGCUAGGGUCCCGAGCACUGGCCGGCUUCCCGAGCCUCAAGACUUUGCCGCAUUUUGGCAGGACGGAGAAGCAUGGCGUCAAUGUGUUUCAGAGUGAGAGCAGGCUGGACAGCGUCGUGUUGCACGUAGAGAAUAGGUUCAACAAUGCCAAGUCGGAAGAGCUCGCCAGCGCGAUGCUGGGCAGACGGACAUUUACUCAUUGGCCAUUCCUGUACGAGGGCAUGGUCACUGCGCUCUCUGACAGCUUGUUCAGGUACGAGCUGGUCGAUGGGCAGAUUACCAAGACGCCCCACGCGCCCGAUGCCGUCUCGACGUGGAGACGCAAGGUGGAUAGACUUGCCCAGCACUAUAGCAAGCGAUACGGUGUGCUCGUCGGAAGGGCGGAGCAGCUGUUGCACGUCCGCACCCUCACCGGCCUCAAGAGGAUGGAAGAUGGCUCGUUUGUAAAGGAGUACGAGGCGGAUGCGGAGAGGCAAGUGGACCAAUUGGUGCAAAUGUCGAUUGCGGAUGUUGUGCAAGAGGACAGCCGGACAUUGGAGAGGAGCGCCCAGGAAGUGUCUAUCGAGUAUCCACUGCACACUCGAUUGUUCUUCCUCGGCGAAAGGCCGUUUGGCGCACCUGCUGCCGUGGUGCAAUCUCAAGGCGAUCAGCUCACCAUUGAGCUGGCGUACUAUACCAGUCAAGCCAAGGAGAAUGUGUACAUCCACAACCUGGUGGCGUCCAGAAUCACCGAACGGUACUAUCCCUCGUUCAUGAUCGCUAAAAAGGUCGGCAUGUCUUCGCUGGCUCUGUCUAAAAUCACUGCGAGCAUGCUGCUGGACCACAAUGGCUCGCGGACGAAUGUGGGACUGAACCUCAAAUUCGAAGCCAAGAGCUGCAAGGUGUUGGGCUACAGCAGAAAGGGACCUCAAGGUUGGGAAUUCUCGGACAAGGCCAUCGAGCUCAUCAAUGCCUUCAAGGAGGCUUUCCCAGAAAUAUCGGACACGAUCGCUGCAAAAGCCGGUUCGGAUCUGAGAGAUGCCGAAGAUUUCUUUGGCGACGAUGCGGAAGAAAGAAUGAAGGAGGUAAAGAAGUGGAUCAAGGAGAAAGGCGUCAGGGAUCUCGAAGCUGUUCCGCUCUUCGCCGAGCAGCUGGACAAGCCGACGGUGGGCGCCAUCGAAGCGUUUACGACAUCGCUCAACGAGAGAAUGGCCAAAGCUGGCCCUGGUGCGGGUAUAAAGAGAGCCCAUGUCAAGGGAAUGCCUCGCAACGCCCUUCUCAAACCUUCGCACGCACCAUAUCGUCUUCAGGGACAGCGCUUUGAGCUUGGUGAUCGAGUCAUCUACGUCCUCGACACGGGCACAGUGCCGUUGAGCGCGCGAGGCGUUGUGGUGGGCCUCAACACGACCAACAUCGACGUACUAUUCGAUGUGCCUUUUCUCUCUGGCACGAGGCUAGGGGACAGAUGCUCGCCGCAUCGAGGAGCUACAGUCACUUUUGACUCUGUGCUCAACCUCACCCAACCCCAAUUUGCCGUACCAUAUGGACCCGCGGGUCAAAAUCCUUCCGCACCCACCGGUCCCUCCAAAGCGAGGAGCUCCGCUGGUGAUUAUCGUCCUCCCAACAUGAUGCGGUCUGCCAGGCCUAUGCACUCAAAUGGCCACCAUGCAGGUCACCAGCAGCAGCAAUUCAAUCCGACGGUGAUUCUGUCUCGCAAUGCCAGGCCUACUAGACCACCCAGCGCCAGCGUCACUGCCGAAUACGCCUUCUCUGGCGUAGCUUCGGGCAGCUCGAAACCUUCGAAAGCGAAAGAUGCUGCGACAGACGGCUUGAAUCCUCAUCUUGCGACUUUGUCCAUACGUGGAGGAUCGACGGGAGGUAGGGGAGGAGGAGGAGGACGGGGACGGGGCCGGGGAGCUGGGCACGCACCUCACGUCAGACCUGCUCAUUCGCCACACUUGCCCUUGGCGCCCGCGCAUGGCCAGGCUGGAUUCGCGCAAAGAGGUAGGGGCGCAAGAGGAAGGGGAACGGCUCACAGAGGUGGCGCAGGAGAUGUGGGCGUGAAUGCUGCUGUGCAGCAGAGCUGA
Molecule: messenger RNA, 4418 nt
Organism: Ceraceosorus bombacis
Lineage: Eukaryota; Fungi; Basidiomycota; Exobasidiomycetes; Ceraceosorales; Ceraceosoraceae
Source: the annotation of a GenBank genome assembly